Molecule: messenger RNA, 1298 nt
Organism: Aptenodytes forsteri (emperor penguin)
Lineage: Eukaryota; Metazoa; Chordata; Aves; Sphenisciformes; Spheniscidae
Product: poly [ADP-ribose] polymerase 12
Exons: 9
Coding region: 334-1245 (303 amino acids)
Molecular function (GO): NAD+ poly-ADP-ribosyltransferase activity
Source: RefSeq, a predicted model, not a curated record
AGACUCCGAGAGAGACAGAGAGGUACAGGCGUGCAGUUGGGAGCUCACGAGGAGCUCUCACAGGCCAGUCGUAUUUUAUUUCUGAAGGUCUUACUGCACCCAGGGGACCUUUCCCAUGUGGAGCAAGGGUUCAGAGGGCUCGUCUGACUGACUGGCACGUGGCUGAUGCCCUCAGCUCCCGGGGGUGGUGGCUGGGCAGCCCGACGGCAGGACUGUGCUGUGUCUCUGGGGUAGAGCGCAGAGCACAGACUUUGCUGGGCCGAGGAAGCAGCCAGGCGUCGGUCAGCUCUUCUGUGCCUGUGGUGUCUUCUGACUCAUCUGUCUGCUCCCGAAAUGGAGUACGCCUGGUAUUGGCUCGAUGAUUCUGGGCAGUGGAUUCAGUAUGGGGAAGAGCAUCCGGAUCACUGCUCUGCCACGGUAACAUCUGCAGAUCUGGAGAAGGAAUUUCUAGCUGACCACAAAGGCACUGUGUUAUUCAGGGCUGGUUCUCAGAAGUAUAAGUUAAACUUUGAAGACAUGGUCCAAACAAAUUUGAUCUAUGAAACCCAAAGAAAAGUUGCCCGACUGCCAAAAUUUCUGUCCUCUCAAAGUGGACAAGACAGAAGCCAAAACAUGACUCUGUCACGUUCUGUCUGUCCUCCACAAUGGGACCAAUCUGCACUGCCUGAUAUUGGGUUCAAGUUGGUACAGCUCAGUUACGCUUCCCUUGAAUAUGGAAAAAUUAAGAGGCUGUUUGAGAAGACAAUGAAAGAUUACUACAUCCACCAACUACAGAGGAUCCAGAACCCAAUGCUUUGGCAAGUUUUUCAGUGGCAAAAGGAGCAGAUGAAGAAGCUCAAUAAAUCGAAAUGGGUGGAUGAGCGGCUCCUGUUUCAUGGGACGAAUCUGUCCCAUGUGCCUGCCAUCUGUGAGCAGAACUUCGACUGGAGGAUCUGUGGAACUCAUGGGACAAUGUAUGGAAAAGGAAGCUACUUUGCCAGAGACGCCAGCUAUUCUCAUGAGUACUGUUCCUCUCGCAGUGGCCGCUACAGCAUGUUUGUAGCUCACGUUCUUGUUGGAGACUUUGUUCAGGGAAACCCCGAAUACCUUCGCCCUCCACCCAGAGCCAGCAAUUCACACAGACUUUACGACAGCUGCGUGGAUGACCCGACAGACCCUUCCAUCUUUGUUGUCUUUGAGAAGCACCAGAUUUACCCUGCCUAUAUCUUGGAGUACAGCAGUGAGGCCCAAUGUAUGAUCCUGUAAUGAAAGGUGGAAUCUCCUUUGAAUUUACACUGAAUAAAUUACACUUUAGUACA